Dryobates pubescens (Downy woodpecker) is the source of this 2223-nucleotide messenger RNA. It is a transcript of the gene FGA, whose product is annotated as fibrinogen alpha chain. Gene Ontology annotation, cellular component: fibrinogen complex. The transcript is spliced from 6 exons. Gene Ontology annotation, biological process: blood coagulation; protein polymerization; platelet activation. The record is from RefSeq and is a predicted model, not a curated record. Gene Ontology annotation, molecular function: signaling receptor binding. The coding region runs from base 21 to 2213 and encodes 730 amino acids. NCBI's taxonomy places the organism in Eukaryota, Metazoa, Chordata, Aves, Piciformes, Picidae.
CUGCUCACUCUUCUCUGAAGAUGGUGUCUGCAAGGAUCAUCUGUGUGUUGCUGUCCCUCAAUAUAGCUUGGGCACAAGAUGGAGAAACUGACUUUGAAAAGGUGGGUGCAGGAAUCCGUGGUCCCAGGAUUGUGGAGCACAUGUCCCAGUCCACCUGCCAGUAUGAGAAGAACUGGCCCAUCUGUGCAGAUGAUGACUGGGGUUCAAAAUGUCCAUCAGGCUGCAGAAUGCAAGGGCUGAUUGAUGAGACAGACCAGGAUUAUAGUCAUAGAAUAGAAAAAAUCAAGAAGCUGCUAGCAGAAAACCAAAACAACUACAAAAAAUCCAAUCGGAUAAUUACAGAAACCAUAAAUGUAAUAAAGCCAAACCUGGACAGUGCUCAGCAGGUUGAUGAGACUUAUGGUCACGUGUCAGGAGAACUGAGGCGAAGAAUUGUGACAUUAAAGCAGAGAGUUGUCACUCAAGUAAACAGAAUUAAAGCUCUGCAGAGCAGCAUCCAGGAACAGGUUUUGGAGAUGAAGCGCUUGGAGGUGGACAUUGAUAUAAAAAUACGAGCUUGCAAAGGAACCUGUGCUAGAAGUUUUGAUUACCAGGUGGACAAAGAAAGCUAUGACAACAUCGAGAAGCAGCUUACCCAAGCCAACUCCAUUGACUUGCACCCAGAGCUUCAAACAACCACCUUGAGUACACUGAAAAUGAGGCCACUUAAGGACUCCAAUGUUCCUGAGCAUUUUAAGCAUAAGCCUCUGCCAGAAAUGCAGGCUCUGAACAUAGUAAAUAACAUCAGGCAAAUGCAAGCAGUAUUAGAGAGAUCAGAAGCAGACACAACCCCACCCCGAGGUGACAGCUCGUAUCACCUGGCAGAAUCAAGGGGGGAUGGACUAGCACAUACUACCAAGUUCCUUACUCCUACUCAUGGGAGAGAAACCCUUGGUCUGGGAGACAAAGCCUCCUCUGCUGUUCGUAGAUGCACCAAAACUACCACCAAAAGAAUUACCACUGGUCCUGAUGGCCCUAGAGAAGAAAUAGUUGAAAAAAUGAUUUCUUCUGAUGGCUCAGACUGCUCCUAUUUACAUGGAACAGGAAAUGUUGGAGGGGAAGGGAGCACAUACCAUGUUGGUGGGACAGAAUUCCACAAGCUAGAGACAUUAUUCCCUGAACUAGAAUCAUUUUUCACACCUGGUACUGGAGUAUCCAGUCAUUCAGGGAAAGGUGCAUUUACAGACUUAGGAGAGGAUGAAGAUGAUGACUUUAGAACAAUCCACGCUCAGCCACCUGAACUCCCAUCUGGCAGUGCAAGUCACUCCAAGACUGUAGUGACCAGCGCCUCUUCUAGCUUCAACAAGGGAGGCUCCACUUUUGAAACCAAAUCACUAAAGACCCGUGGAGUAACUGAGCAGCUAGGUGGGGUUCAACAUGAUCAGAGUGCAGAGGAUACCCCAGACUUUCAGGCACGCAGCCUCAGACGACAUGUGAAGCAAAGGACAGUCAACACUGGGAAAGACUGUGAUGAUAUCCGCCAGAAACACACUUCUGGUGACAAAAGUGGCAUUUUCAAAAUCAAGCCAGCGGGAUCCAAUAAGGUUUUGUCAGUUUAUUGCGACCAAGAGACCACUUUGGGAGGAUGGCUAUUGAUCCAACAGAGAAUGGAUGGAUCAGUGAAUUUUAACCGGACCUGGCAAGACUACAAGAGAGGUUUCGGCAGCGUGGAUGGCAGAGGGCGAGGAGAGCUCUGGCUGGGCAAUGAAAACAUACACUUGCUGACUCAGAAUGACACUCUCCUUCGAGUAGAGUUAGAGGACUGGGAUGGAAAUUCCGCAUAUGCAGAGUAUAUCAUACAGGUAGGGUCUGAAGCAGAAGGGUACCCCCUUGCCGUGUCCUCCUAUGAGGGGACUGCCGGGGAUGCGCUGAUUGCUGGCUGGCUGGAAGAGGGCACUGAAUACACAUCCCAUGCCCAGAUGCAGUUCAGCACCUUCGACCGGGACCAGGACCACUGGGAGGAGAGCUGUGCAGAGAUGUAUGGGGGUGGAUGGUGGUACAACAGUUGCCAGGCAGCGAACCUCAAUGGUAUUUACUACCUGGGGGGCCACUAUGACCCCAGGUAUAACAUUCCUUAUGAGAUUGAAAAUGGCGUGGUCUGGUUGCCAUUUAGAGCCUCUGAUUAUUCCCUCAAAAUUGUUAGAAUGAAAAUCAGGCCCAUAGAAACCCUGUAGAAGGACAGGC